ACCGGUGAACAUGCAAACGAAACAUUAGCGUUUAUUGUAUCCCUCCCCUCCCCUGAACUUCUUCCUCCCUUUCCACAUAGGUAUUAACACCAACUUUUCGCAGCCACAACAAAAGUACUGAUUCCCUUUUUGCUUUUUGAUGUGAUGAUGGCUAACGCCUGUUGUUUUGACUGCGUGUUUCCUUCCUGUUUGACAUACCGUCAUGAUGACCCUCGUUUUUGCAUGUCACUUUCUCGUUGUUGUUAACUCCUAUGUCUCCCGCUGCCUGAACCCUAGAGAGGGCCCGCUCGGUUGCAAGGACAAUAAAGUUCCAUUAUUGUUUACUGUAGCACUUCAUUGCUAGCUAUGCAUGUUUCGCGCCUCGUACUGAUGCGUUCGCGUACUACACCGUACAUGACUUGAACGUUUUCAUAUGGCAAAAAUCCUUCGGACCCUUUUUGAUUAACUUCCUUGUAUCGGUUUUCCACAAAGCCAGAUUUUACAAGCAGCUGUGCGAGAGUGUUAUUAAAGUAUCGUUUGUUCCGAAUGCAUCAGAUGCUAACCAUUAGCAAAAUUCCAAAAUGACUCCACCAGCUGCUAGAGAAUAUAAAGACAAAGAAAUAGCGGUGACCAUCAACGGGACAAAGUAUUAUGUUCCCACUACCUUUUCGGAAGUUUCGCUGAAUGACUAUUUGCGAAUUAAUCUUUCGCUAACGGGAACAAAGGUCACAUGUCGAGAGGGUGGAUGUGGUGUUUGUAUCGUCAAUGCGGCUUAUAAAGAUCCUGUUGGCGGAAGUCAGUUUGUAGAACGGGCAGUUAACUCGUGUUUAUGCCCUAUCUUAUCGUGUGAUGGCUGGGAAAUCACUACCGUGGAAGGAAUUGGUAACCAGAACAAACCCCACCCGAUACAGAGUCGUCUGACAGAUCAUUAUGGAACGCAGUGUGGAUUUUGUACACCGGGAAUGAUUAUGAAUAUGUACAGCCUGCUUCAGAAUGGCAACCUCACAAAGCGUGAUGUCGAAGAUUCUUUCGAUGGCAAUAUUUGUCGUUGUACCGGGUAUCGUCCUAUUCUCGACGCGUUUAAAUCCUUUGCUUCGGUAGGAGCCGGCUCCGGUGUAGUCGACAUUGAGAAUUCCGACGCAGUUGUGGCAUUGUGCCGAAAAACUGCACGCGCUGCAACAAAUGACAAAUCCCAUACCCAGUAUAAUGUUCGCCAGCAGUGCAGAGCAACACGUGACUUUGCUCCACCUUGGUACGCACCGGCAUCCCUGAACGAUUUGUAUAAUUUACUGCCGCAAUUAACCAGCCAUAAUGUGUACUACGUGGUGGGCCAUACCGGCAAAGGAGUGUUUGAUGAUGGUCCGUACGACGCAUAUGUAAACCUGAAAAACAUUCGGGAUCUUUACGAACUUAGCCUAUCGCAGACCGCGCUUCGCCUGGGAUCGGCUAUUCCGUUAAAAGAUCUCAUUGAAACUUACAAGGAAUUCUCUGGCAAUGAUGGAUACCAUUAUUUAACUGAAUUAGCCACACUGCUCAGCAAAACCGCCCACAUAGCAGUUCGCAACGUUGGGUCGUGGGGCGGGAAUAUGGCCAUGAAGAACCGGCACAAAGAAUUCCCAUCAGAAACGUUUCUUACCAUGGUCGUGUCCAAUGCUAUCCUUUACACAGGGCCAGACAAUAAGGCACUUCCGGCUGACGAGUUUUUGAAAUCGGACUUGAAAGGAAAGGUCAUUCUACGCGCGGAAUUGCCUGCUUUUGGAAACGAUUAUUACUUUAAAACGUAUAAAGUAAUGCCGAGGUCUCAGAAUGCACACGCCAUCGUCAAUGCGGCGUUUCGAGCAAAAGUUGAUAAAAGCGAAGGACAAUUUGUUAUUACAGAAAAACCUUGUCUUGUCUUUGGAAAUAUUGCAGCGAAUUUUGUGCGCGCGGUGCAAACGGAAGCCUUUCUGCUUGGCAAAAACAUUGGAGACGUGAAUAUCUUGCAACAGACCCUGCAGAUUCUGAAUAAAGAAGUCAACCCGACAACCGACCCAUCCGAAGCCCGUCCGGAAGUUAGGCGGUCGAUAUGCUUAUCCUUGUUUUAUAAGUUUGCGUUAACUAUUGUUGGUGAUUUUGCGGAUCCACGCUAUCGCAGCGCAACAAGUAGUUUAAGACUGGAACGGCCUCUUUCCAGCGGCAUCCAGUCGUAUCCGACGAAAAAGGAAAACUGGCCUCUGACGCAACCCAUUCCCAAAAUUGAGUCCAUGGUUCAGUGCACUGGCGAAGCGAAAUUCAUUGCGGAUAUUGAACGAAAUGAUCUUCUGCAUGCGGCGUUCGUGUUGACUACACAAGCCAACGCUACAAUCUAUCGGAUUGACACAGCUCCAGCUCUGGCGUUGCCCGGUGUUCUUCGAGUUUUCACAGCGUCUGAUAUCCCUGGAGUUAACAGUAUCUUUCCUCUCGAUGAUCCAAGUUUCCCUACCACUGCCGAAGAAAUGUUAGCUGUUCGACAGUCGCUUUAUGCAGGACAGCCAGUCGCAGUUGUGUUGGUAGUUACGCGUGAUAUUGCCGAAGCCGGGGCAAAACUGGUCGUCGUCGAUUACAGCAACAUCCGCUACCCCAUUCUGACCAUCCAAGAUGCAAUACGCGAAAAGUCAUUUUUUGAGAACGCACCAACCAUUGUUGUCGGGGAUGCGGAUACGGCCAUUGCCAAUGCUCCCCAUAAAGUCGGUGGGGAAAUAACACUUGGGCAUCAGGCGCACUACCAUAUGGAAACAAUGGUUGCCAUAGCUUAUCCAACUGAGAACGGUAUAGAUUUGGAUGCCGGUACUCAGUGGAUCGAUUGCGUCCAGGAUGGUGUCGCUCUGGUCACUGGGGUGCCAAAAAACAAAAUAAAUGUUUCGGUGCGAAGAAAUGGCGGCGCGUUCGGCGCAAAAAUUCACCGCAACAACCAUUCAGCGUGUGCUUGCGCAAUGGCAGCUUGGAUUUUGAAGAGACCGGUCAAAAUGCAUAUGACAUUGUGGGAUAAUUCAAAGCUCGUGGGAAAACGCUAUGCAUAUUACGUGAAAUAUAGUGCUGGCUUUGAUGAUAAUGGAAAAAUACUGGGGGUGUCUUGUGACGUUUACUGCAACACCGGUGCGUACCUUGGAUCGCCGGCCAUUACUUUUUUGUUUUUAUUCGCCGAAAAUGUAUACAAAUCGGAUAACUGGAAAUUCAAUCUUUUUCAAUGCAAAACAAACCUUCCGUCAAAUCUUUAUUGUCGCGCACCAGCGAGCUUUGAAGCGGUUCAUUUCGUUGAGACAAUUCUGGAACAUGUAGCGUUUGCCGUGAAAAAGCCCGCCAUCGACGUUAAACAGGCCAAUUUUCUAAAGGAUGGAGACCGGCUUAUUAUAGGCGGAAUUCCGUUAACCAACUGCACCAUUGCCCCGAUAACCGCUCAGUUAUUAGAAUCAGCCGACUACAAAAACCGCGUAGCAACCAUUGAACAAUUUAACAAAGCCAACCGGUGGCGCAAACGCGGACUGGGGGUAUCACCUGUUAGGUAUGCGUGUGAGUGGAAUACAGGGUACUUUAACUGUUUGGUAUCCGUCUACCACACCGGCGGUUAUGUUGCGGUUACACACGGUGGGAUCGAGAUGGGACAGGGAAUCAAUACAAAAGUGGCUCAGGUGGUAGCAUACGAGCUGGGAAUUGAUAUGCAGUAUGUCACAAUCCAACCGACCCAAGGUAUCACAAACCCAAAUGCGAUUUGUACGGCCAGUUCCAUUUCCAGUGAAUUGUGCUGCUUGGCUGCCAUUAACUGCUGCAGUCAAAUCAAAGCCAACAUGAAGAAAACAAAAGAUUCCAUGCCACCGGAUUCUAAAUGGGAAGAUAUUGUCGAGAAAGCUUUCCGAGGUGGAGUUAACCUUUGCGCUCAAGCAUGGGUAGCAGCAAAAGCCGCGGAAGUGGUGCAGCUGGUACAAUACAACACUUAUGGAGCAAUGUGCACGGAAGUUGAACUUGACGUGUUAACUGGGGAAUACCAAAUCAACCGAGUGGAUCUGUUGUACGAUUGUGGCGAAUCCAUAUCUCCACUUGUUGAUGUCGGACAAGUGGAAGGCUCAAUAAUAAUGGGUUUGGGAUAUUUGACUUCAGAAGAGGUAUUAUUUGAUCCGAAAACCGGAGAGAAUUUGACCUACGGCACAUGGAAGUAUAAACCUCCCACCACGAAAGACAUUCCCAUUGAUUUUCGAGUUGCUCUUCUUCAAAACGCCCCUAACCCUAGCGGGGUUCUGCGAAGCAAAGUUGUUGGAGAACCGCCGCUAUUAAUGACCACUUCCGUCAUUUUCGCUCUUCGAAAUGCGAUUUAUGCCCAGCUGCUGGAAGUUGGCAAAGGAAACGACUGGAUUAUUAUGGAAUCGCCUUUAACUGUGGAAAGAAUGCAACAGUACGCCCAAACUGACAUUUCACAGAUGCGAUAUAAAGAUUACUAACGAUAUAAACACUUUAUGUCCGCUUAAUGCGGUUUGAAUGCAAAUGUUCAAAUAUGCAGGAUACAACAACGAAGAAUGUCGUUUAAUAUUAACUGCAGAUUGAGCUAACAAUAAGCGAAGGAACCCAUACUGAUUAGGAUUUUACCUGUGCUUAAGAUUUUGUUUUGCUCAUUGUAUGCUAACUUUUUGCCAAUUUAUAUAAUAAAAACAA
Paramacrobiotus metropolitanus is the source of this 4641-nucleotide messenger RNA. RefSeq lists its product as uncharacterized. The transcript is spliced from 28 exons. Gene Ontology annotation, molecular function: iron ion binding; oxidoreductase activity; FAD binding. The record is from RefSeq and is a predicted model, not a curated record. NCBI's taxonomy places the organism in Eukaryota, Metazoa, Tardigrada, Eutardigrada, Parachela, Macrobiotidae. Bases 561 to 4430 code for a protein of 1289 amino acids.